AGACACCGCUGCAUCAUUAGAUCAUUUAGUGACGUUGUGCAUGUGUGUGUGUGUGUGUCAGGUACAUGGAGGACAGCUGCUGUGUGUGAAGAGGACGAGCUCAUGCCCGUUCCUAAAGACAUCUCUCUUCUGGGAGCCGCCACUGUCUUCGUGAACCCCUGCACCGCCUACAGGAUGCUGAGCGACUUCCAAACACUCGCCCCCGGUUGUACAGUGAUCCAGAACGCGUCGAACAGUGCAGUGGGACAGGCUGUGAUUCAGAUCGCCGCAGCACUGGGCCUCAAAACCAUCAACAUCAUCCGAGACCGACCAAACUGUGCUGAGCUGAUGGAUGAGCUGCAGUCACUGGGAGCCGAUUAUGUCGUGACUGAAGAGGAAGUGAUGUCAUCGGGGCUUCGUCGGGUCUUCGAGGAGGUUCCCAAACCUAAACUGGGCCUGAACUGUGUAGGAGGCUUGAGCGGAGGACUUGUGUUGUUUAAUCUCGAUAACGGAGGCACAAUGGUCACAUACGGAGGGAUGGCCAAAAGACCCCUCCAGAUCCUNAAUAGAAUUUUAAUGGGUGGAGGAAGUUUGUGUUUAUGA
Molecule: messenger RNA, 582 nt
Organism: Pimephales promelas (fathead minnow)
Lineage: Eukaryota; Metazoa; Chordata; Actinopteri; Cypriniformes; Leuciscidae
Source: RefSeq, a predicted model, not a curated record